Messenger RNA from Suillus clintonianus, 1105 nucleotides. Its product is annotated as glycoside hydrolase family 16 protein. The record is from RefSeq and is a predicted model, not a curated record. Gene Ontology annotation, biological process: glucan catabolic process. Bases 1 to 996 code for a protein of 331 amino acids. The transcript is spliced from 5 exons. NCBI's taxonomy places the organism in Eukaryota, Fungi, Basidiomycota, Agaricomycetes, Boletales, Suillaceae. Gene Ontology annotation, molecular function: hydrolase activity, hydrolyzing O-glycosyl compounds.
AUGUAUUCCCUCUUUAAACUCUUUCUAGUGGCUUUCCCAUUGAUCACCCUGGUUGGUGCUCACUCGCCCUCGCGAUACCUCCCUAUCACUGUUGGUAGCCGAUCUACCGACAAAACCUACACGAUUCAAGACUUUUAUCAGGGGACAGAUUUCUUCAAUGACUGGGACUUCUUUACUGGCUCGGACCCCACUGGUGGCAACGUCAACUACCAAAAUAAAUCUUCCGCAGAGUCUAAGAAACUUGCGUAUGUCAAUGACUCCGCGACGGUCCUUGCAAUUGAUUCAACCAGCAAGGUUGCUGCCGGCGGCUACCGUGACGCUGUUCGUAUCACAUCUCAGAAGAGCUACAAUGGUGGUCUCUUUAUCAUGGACGCCUCCAAAAUGCCCGUCGGCUGUUCUACGUGGCCAAGUUUUUGGACCGUUGGUCCAGACUGGCCCUACGGGGGCGAAAUCGACAUUGUCGAGGGUAUCAAUGACCAGACGAAAAAUCAGAUGACCCUUCAUAGUGGCACAGAUAACGCAUGCACAAUCGAUACGGAUGAUUCGGAUCAGUAUACAGGCUCUGUCCUGAACACCAAAUGUUACAGCACCGAGACCUCGGACUCAGGCUGCAGCAUCUUGGACGCCAGCACAACGUCUUUUGCGUAUGGCUUCAAUAACGCAGAUGGCGGUGUCUUUGCGCUUCUGUGGGACAACUCCACUGGGAUGUCAAUGUGGCAUUUCGCUCGCGCUGACAUCCCUUCAGAUCUCACUGACAAAUCACCCACGCCUUCCACAUGGGGCACCCCAUCUGGUUUCUGGUCUGCAAAAACCUGCGACAUAACAGACAACUUCUACGACCAGCAGAUGGUCAUUGACACUACUAUCUGCGGCAACUGGGCAAGUGGUGCUUACUCCAAAUCUGGAUGCCCCGGAAACUGCACAGAUAUGGUCGCCAAUGCUACUAACUACGUUGAUGCUAAGUGGGUCAUCAACUACGUUGCUGUCUAUGAGUAGACAUCUGCUUCAAUCGUUUAUUUACAUUUUUCUUGAUCGUCUCUUGGGGUGGGGCCCUAUGUUAGACUUAGACAUUACACGCUGGAUAUUUGUCCGUGCUAUUAUCAGU